CUCCACGAUGAGCUUCCAUUCUUUGUUAGCGAGGGCAUCACCUCUGUGAAGCUCUACAUGACCUACAAACCCCUCCAACUGAAAGACGGCGAAAUCUUAGACGUCAUGAUGGCCACCAGGAACCUAGGCAUGACGACCAUGGUCCACGCCGAAAACAGCGACAUGAUAACCUGGAUCACGGCCCGCCUUGCAGAGCAGAAACUUACGGCGCCAUACUACCACGCCAUCAGCCGGCCCAAUAUCGCCGAGGAUGAGGCGACGUACCGCAUCAUCGCCCUCGCCGAGCUCUGUGAUAUCCCCAUCCUCAUCGUCCACAUGUCGUCCAAGACCUCAAUUGCGCACGUCAGAAGUGCGCAGACACGGCUUCUGCCCAUUCAAGCAGAGACGUGCCCCCAUUACCUCUAUCUCACAGCCGACGCCCUGAAGCCGUCUCAUCCGGCUACUGAUGGCUUCUCCGGCGCGAAGCUCAUUUGCAGUCCGCCGCUACGGGAGGACUGCAUGGACCUGGAUGCCAUGUGGGCCGGUAUCGCCAACGGGACAUUUACGACGUUCAGUUCGGACCACGCGCCGAGUCAAUACGAUCAUCCUGGCGGCAAGAAGGCGGGCCUGGGCAAGGAAGAUUGUUCCAUGCAGUAUGACCAGGUCCCAAAUGGGCUUCCCGGUGUUGAGACGCGAAUGCCCUUGCUGUUUGAGGGCGGUGUGCUGUUGGGUAGAGUGACGCCGCAAAAGUUUGUCGAGGUCACGGCGACGAACCCCGCAAAGCUCUAUGGGUUGGGAUAUACCAAGGGUGCGAUCGCCGCCGGGUAUGAUGCUGACUUUGUCAUUUGGUACACUAUACCUGAGCAGGUUGCUGCCAACGGCGGGACGUGCUCUGCAAAGAUAAAGCCGUUCGUCUUGGAGAAUUCGAUGUUACAUCAUGAUAUUGACUACUCUCCUUUCGAGGGGAUGAAGUUUAACAACUGGCCGCGCUUCACCAUCCUGCGAGGCAAGGUGAUUUGGGACCGCGAUGGCAGCGGUAUCGCUAGCGAUAUGGGAUACGGGAACUUCUUGCGGCGCGGUAAGAGCACGCUGAGCAAGCCGAGGAACCAGUGGGUGAAUGAGUUCCAACACCUGCCCGCAAAAUAGAUAGUCUUUGUGUUCCUAUUCACCCAUACUACAUACGAAGUAGCUUCGACCUUCUCCGGCGUUCUGGAUUGGAAUUCAAUUCAUGACCUUAGUUCACGUGUUUGGAUAGCAAAUAUUCCGCGGUGUAUCUCGAAGCUUGUCACAAUUUGAACCGCCUUCCAUUGUCCGGUAUGGGGGUGAUGUCGUCUCCGCAUAGCCAUAGACAUGAUGCUGGUUGACGAGGCACUCGCCGUAACUAGUGAGAUGACCUGUA
Molecule: messenger RNA, 1378 nt
Organism: Colletotrichum phormii
Lineage: Eukaryota; Fungi; Ascomycota; Sordariomycetes; Glomerellales; Glomerellaceae
Exons: 1
Coding region: 58-1125 (355 amino acids)
Molecular function (GO): hydrolase activity, acting on carbon-nitrogen (but not peptide) bonds
Source: RefSeq, a predicted model, not a curated record